This is a messenger RNA of Populus euphratica (Euphrates poplar), 1386 nucleotides long. RefSeq names its product methanol O-anthraniloyltransferase-like. Lineage: Eukaryota; Viridiplantae; Streptophyta; Magnoliopsida; Malpighiales; Salicaceae. The transcript is spliced from 2 exons. Bases 1 to 1386 code for a protein of 461 amino acids. The record is from RefSeq and is a predicted model, not a curated record.
AUGGCCCAACCUUCCUCUCAGGCAAGCUUUACGGUGAGACGGCAGGAGCCUCGGCUGAUUCUGCCUGCGAAACCAACUCCAAGUGAAGUAAAACAACUCUCUGAUUUAGAUGAUCAGGAAGGCCUUCGUUUCCAUAUGCCUUUUAUAGCAUUCUUUCGUAAUACUAAUAAGAAAGGUGGGAAUGAGACCUACCCUGACCCUGUGAAGGUCAUUAGAGAUGCACUAGCUCAUGCACUGGUGUAUUACUAUCCAUUAGCUGGUAGGCUCAAGGAAGGGGAUAGCAGGAAGCUUAUGGUGGAUUGUACAGGGGAAUUAGGGGUCUUGUUUAUUGAAGCUGUUGCAGACAUCACCCUUGAACAUCUUGGAGAUGCAAUUCAGCCACCUUGUCCUUACCUUGAACAUUUUCUUUAUGAUAUUCCAGGCUCAUCAGGUAUCAUCGGGUGCCCUUUGAUGCUGAUUCAGGUGACCAGACUGACAUGUGGAGGAUUCAUCGUUGCAACACGAGUGAAUCACACCAUUACUGAUGCACUUGGGAUAUUCUAUUUCUUGAACACAAUUGGAGAAAUAGCAAGAGGUGCCAAUGAACCAUCUUAUCGCCCUGUAUGGAAACGAGAGAUCUUGAAUGCACGAGACCCUCCUCGAGUAACAUGCGUCCACCGUGAGUAUGACACCACUGUUGGCACCGGAGCAACCAUGGACACCCACGCCGACUUGAUCGAUAAAUCCUUCUUCUUUGGCUUCCAAGAGAUCAAUUGCAUUAGAAAACACCUUCCUUCUCACCUUCAAUCAAGUUCCACGUUUGAGGUACUCAUAGCUUGUAUAUGGAAAUGUCGCACAAUUGCAACUGAGCACAAACCUAACGAGAUGCUUCGUGUAUCAUACAUGGUCGGCGCGGGCGGUAAGCGAGGCAUAAAACUGCCUCCUGGAUACUAUGGUAAUGCAUAUGCCAUGCCGUCUGCAAUUUCCAAAGCUGAACUAGUGUGUAAGAACCCAUUAGGUUAUGCACUUGAGCUGGUCAGAAAGAUUAAGACCCAAAUGUCAGAAGAGUAUAUGCGUUCAGUAGCGGACUACAUGGUGAUCAAGGGACGACCUCAUUAUUCAACAGCUGGGCACUUCAUAGUCGCAGAUUCAUCGCGUGUCCCAUUUAGAGAAAUUGAUUUUGGGUGGGGAAAACCUGUGUACGCUGGUGUAGCUAAAGCUGCUCCAAACACGAGUUUCUGUGUGCGGUUCAAAAAGAGCACAGGAGAGGAUGGGAUUCUGAUACAAGUGUCUUUGCCAUUGCAAGCCAUGGAUAGGUUUGAAAAGGAGUUGGCAAAAUUUACUGGGGAACGGCCUAUGCAUGUUACAGGUGACAAGAAGCAUGCAAUCAUCAUAUCCAUGCUUUGA